This is a messenger RNA of Toxotes jaculatrix (banded archerfish), 2152 nucleotides long. It is a transcript of the gene stoml3a, whose product is annotated as stomatin (EPB72)-like 3a. Bases 26 to 895 code for a protein of 289 amino acids. NCBI's taxonomy places the organism in Eukaryota, Metazoa, Chordata, Actinopteri, Toxotidae. The record is from RefSeq and is a predicted model, not a curated record. Gene Ontology annotation, cellular component: plasma membrane. The transcript is spliced from 7 exons.
CAUCACAUAGACAACAUACUCACUAAUGAUCUCAACAACGUCCAGCACAGCAGAGAUGGUUACGCAAGGUAAACUUCAGAUCAACGCUUUGGACAACAUCGAAGAUAAAAACUCAGGGAGACUGGGAUGCUUUGGUUGGCUGUUGGUCAUUGCAUCCCUCCUGUUUAUAGCAGCAACCUUCCCCCUCACAAUAUUUAUGUGUGUUAAGAUAGUAAAGGAGUACGAGCGAGCUGUCAUUUUUAGACUCGGCCGGAUUGCAGACAGGAAGCCUAAAGGGCCAGGACUUUUCUUUGUUCUGCCCUGCACUGAUAACUUUGUGAAAGUUGAUCUGAGAACUGUUUCCUUUGACAUCCCUCCACAAGAGAUCCUAACCAAAGACUCAGUAACAGUGUCUGUGGACGGCGUGGUGUACUUCCGCAUUCACUGCCCAAUCUCCUCCGUGGCCAAUGUGUCCAACGCACACUCAUCUACACGCCUGCUGGCUCAAACCACCCUGAGGAAUGUACUUGGUACCAAAAACCUUGCCGAACUGUUGUCUGACAGAGAGGGCAUAUCACUCAGCAUGCAGGAAUCUCUGGAUGAAGCCACUGAUCCGUGGGGUAUUAAGGUGGAGCGUGUGGAGAUCAAGGAUGUGAAGUUGCCACAGCAGCUGCAGAGAGCCAUGGCAGCAGAGGCAGAGGCCAGCCGGGAGGCCAGAGCAAAGAUCAUCGCUGCAGAGGGAGAGAUGAAGGCCUCCAGGGCUCUGAAAGAAGCCUCUCUGGUGAUUGCUGAGUCACCCUCUGCUCUCCAGCUGCGAUACCUGCAGACCCUAAACACCAUCGCAGCAGAGAAAAACUCAACCAUCAUUUUCCCUCUGCCUAUAGAUAUGUUGCAGAAUUUCAUGCAGAGGAAGUGAUGAAUCUCACAGCCAGCAAGUCCUAAAGGAGCUAAAUCAAGUCAGAUUUGUUCUAAUAUUAUUGUUAUACUAUUAUUACAGCUAUAAGCUUCAGUGAAAUCUCUUUAACAUAGAUUUUUUUCUAUUUUUACUGGGUCAGAAAAGAGCUCUAUAUCGUAAUUAUGUAUUUAUCCACUCCCAAUCUCACUUUUGUACACUUAUUUUCUUAUUGUGAUUUAAUACUUAAAUACAAAGUGCAACAUAUACAGUAUAGACGUUAGUGUCUUAUCACUGACCACAAUAUUUUAUCCAGCUAAGCUACAGUCGCAGUUCCUCCGGAGGACAAAUAAAUAAAAUAAAGAAAUAAAUAUAUGAUGCACAAAAGAUGUGAAACAAAAAUAACACACAUUCUUAUAAAGUCAUGCUUUCAUAUAAACAUAUCCGGUGGAUGAAUUUCUGAAAUACUGAAUGCAAUCUUUACAACAGAAUUCCUGUAAACGACCAGCAGACAUACCAACAUCCAAGUGACAAACUUUCUCUGACAUUGAAUGAAAACUGUAAACAAAACCUCUUAUUCUAGUGAGAAACAAACAUUCAGUAAAUGAGUAAAAGGUCAUGUCCACAGGACACAGAGGCAAUCAGUGCAAUCAGGGUACCUAUGGGAGAGAAAGAUAAUUUCCACUUCCUUUCAGAACGCAGUAAAAUCCACCAACAACCAAGUUAAACAUAAGCAACCUGUUGUCCUCAAUGUAAACACAACUCACCUACAAAUUCAUGUUUGAGCAGAUUUCCAUUUAUGUCUGGGGAGGUCAUAUUAUUAUAAUAAAGCAAUAAUUCUUCAAACUAGUUUCAUACAUUUGCUGACAGCACUAUGCUCUUUAAAGUAUUUAUACGUAUUCUGUACAUCCAAAUAAUUUUAUGCAAAGGACAAUAAAACAGACAGUUGAGCUGUGUGGUUAUGUAAACAUGAGGUUAAGUUUAAAAAAAAAAAAGUUUAACCAAAAGACUACAAUUACUGUAAUACAAAACAAAAGGUUAUGGCAGUAGCUUCCCUUUGAUGAUUCAUAAUUUCCAACCCCUGAGAUUAUUCUCUACAAUGAGGAAUGAGGUAACAGUUUGCAGCUUUAUCAAAUUUAGUAUUUUUUUUCUCAACAUGGAAUUUGCCAAAAGCCAAUUGGAUCUGGAAGCCAUAAUGGUAUGUUCCAUCACAUUUGUUCUCAAGGUUUUCUGUGACGAACACAGAAAAGAUAAACAACUCCAGUUAGCUGCAAGAGCAAU